Molecule: messenger RNA, 452 nt
Organism: Schistosoma rodhaini
Lineage: Eukaryota; Metazoa; Platyhelminthes; Trematoda; Strigeidida; Schistosomatidae
Source: the annotation of a GenBank genome assembly
AUUUACUAUGUCGGAUUUAAACAAUGUGACUGGAUCAAAUAUCUUUAAAUUUUCACAAGAAGAAGCAGAAAGUUUAAUUAAAAAGUGUAUACAAAAUAUCAUUGGAACUAAUCCAUACACAAAUGAAUCAGCUAAAGAAUGGGCUAGAACUAUUGUAGAUAAUUGUAGAAGUGAUUUAGUAAAAUUAGGCAAACCAUUUAAAUAUGUUGUCAAUUGUACUAUAACUCAAAAACCUGGAUCUGGAGUUUACAGUGCUUCAUCAUGUUAUUGGGAUACAGGUAAAGAUGGUAACUGUAAAGUGAAAUGGGAAAACAAUCACGUUUAUUGUAUUGUCGUAGUGUUUGCAAUUUCUCUCUAAUCAAAUAUAUUAGACAAGAUGAUACAGCCAAUAUAGUAUUAUUAAGUGUUUUGGUUUACAGAUGAGAACAUUUUAAUUGUUUUAAAUUAUGCAC